Messenger RNA from Diversispora eburnea, 795 nucleotides. The record is from the annotation of a GenBank genome assembly. Lineage: Eukaryota; Fungi; Glomeromycota; Glomeromycetes; Diversisporales; Diversisporaceae.
AUGUUGAAAUCAUAUCUAAAAACAAUUCUUCUAUUAUUAUUAUUGAUCAAAUUAAUAUCGGGUUACUACGUUAGUCCUGAUGACCUUAAUAAAUGUCAUAGUUUCAUUGAUAAUUUUAAAGGUUCUCGUAUCGUUGAAGCUCAUAAAUAUAAUGGAAAUCCCAAAUCAGCCGAUUGGAUUAACAUUAGCGGUAAUAAAGAAACUUAUACUUUAAAACAUGGACUAUUAGAAGCUCAUUUAUUAAAGCCACGUGGUAACAGGCCUCUAGGUCACGGAGUAACAUUGAAUAGUACAUAUAAAUUACAUUAUGGAUCAAUUUCGAUUACUAUGAAACCUCAUGGUGCUGGAGGUGUAGUUUCUGCUUUUAUUGUAAAAAAUGGAGAUGAAAUCGAUUGGGAAUGUUUAGGUGGUGAUACAAAUCACGCUCAGUCCAAUUACUUUUGGAAUGGUGAACUUCUUUAUGGUGUAAAUGGUGGUAUACAUUUGAUUAGGGGUAAACCUAUGAAUGAAGAUUUUCAUACUUAUUCUUUUGAUUGGAAACCUGAUCGUAUUGUUUGGAAAAUUGAUGGUCGAGUAGUAAGAACUUUAUGGAAAAAAGAUACUUAUGUAUUUGGAUUUUAUAAAUUUCCUACUAGACCAUCUUACGUACAAAUCGGUAUUUGGGAUGGUAGUUCUCCGGGUACUGUAAAUUGGGCUCAUGGUCCCAUUAAAUGGUCUUCUUUACCAGACAAGUUAACAACUCAAAUUAAACAAGUUAAAGUUACUUGUGACCCAAAACAUAAUAUUAUUGUUUAA